AGUUAGUAUAGUUAGAGCGAUGCGACGUGUUCUCGCGAGAUUUGAAGGGGCCGCUGAGCGCGAAUUCGAUAAGUUUGGUGGGCUUUCGCAUCUCUAGCUGUGUUAUGCACGGCCGGUGUGAUCUGGAAGCGCGUUGUCCAGGAUGUCCAAACGAAAAAGCAGUUCCGUCAGCGAAAACCCAGACAAACGGGCCAAGCCUGGAGUAGACGAAGACGGGGAAAAUGAAGCUAGUGACAACGAUGACCACACCGGAGCUCUGCUUAAUAAUCUGGUUCCAUAUGCUGGCGACGUAGUGAGUGAUGUUGGGAUUGUGGAGAGCAUCACGCUGAAGAACUUCAUGUGCCACUCCCUCCUUGGCCCGUUUACUUUUGGUCCCAAUGUCAACUUUGUUGUCGGCAACAAUGGAAGUGGGAAGAGUGCUGUCCUGACUGCCCUCAUAGUUGCCUUAGGCGGUAAUGCACAAGCAACAAACAGAGGAUCCUCCCUCAAGGGUUUUGUAAAGGAAGGAGAGAGCUCAGCUGAUGUAUCGAUCUCUCUGCGUAACAAAGGAAGGGAUGCUUACAAACCUGAGACAUAUGGUUCAACCAUCACUAUAGACCUCAAAAUAACCCGUGACGGGUUGAGAACCUAUAAACUGAAAAGCAAGUCAGGUCACAUUAUUUCUUCCAAAAAGGAGGAGCUCCUAGCCAUAUUGGACAAUUUUAAUAUUCAGGUCAACAAUCCUGUGUCAGUUCUCACACAAGAAAUGAGUAAGCACUUCUUGCACUCCAAAGGAGAGGGAGACAAGUAUAAGUUUUUCAUGAAAGCCACACAGCUGGAUCAGAUGAAAGAGGACUUUGUCUACAUCAAAACAACCAAGCACGUCACAAAGGACAAAGUAUUGCAACACAACGAAUGCCUAAAAGACUUGAAGCAGAAGUACAUAGAGAAAAAGGAUCGUUACAACAGUCUAUCAUCGAUUGAUGAAAUGGACAACAAACUGACGGAGUUACGGAAGCAGAUGGCUUGGGCUUUGGUGAUAGAGAUGGAGAAGGAGUUGGAACCAAUAAAAGAGCAGCUAAAGUCAGAAAUUCAUUCAACAGAGAAAUUUGAUCAGAAGGUGGAUGAAUGGAAGAACAAGGUUGAGGCGGCUGAACUGAAAUAUAAGCAAAUCCAGGAACAGUUAGAGGGAAUCACCCAGAAAGUCCAGAACCUUGGGCCCAAAUGCUCUGAGCUCAAAGCUGAGGCCCAAAGAUGUAAUACUUCUCUUAAGUCCAUGGAGGUCACUGUCCACCGAUGUAAAAGCAGCCUGAGGGAUUUGGAAAAGGAUAAAGUUCAGCUGUCCUCCAGGAUAAAUGAUCUCAGACAGAGCAUCAGUCAGGCAACAGGAGCAGAGAGUCAAGCUAGGACACAGCGUAUGGAGGAGAUAAAAGAUGAGCUGGAGAACCUAAAUCACCAUAUUUCCACUUUGGGCCAGCAGAUUGACCAGUAUCAGAAUGCCUGUAGUCGUGCUAAGGAAGAACAAGGAAAGAUGAAGAGGGAGCAGGAAGUGCUCCAGAGAUCCAUUGAUGGCAACAAAAGAAACCUCCAGACUAUGGAGAGCAGUCGCUCUAAUCGGCUGCGGCGCUUUGGAGAGCACAUCCCCGCACUGCUUAAUGCCAUUGAGGAAGCUCACAAAAAAAGGCAGUUCAGGCACAGACCCCGAGGACCUUUGGGUUACCUUAUUAGCCUGAAGGACCCAGAGAUGGCCCUUGCAAUAGAAGUAUGUCUGAAAAGCCUCCUUCAUGCCUUCACAUGUGACAACUACGAAGAUGAGAAGGCGCUGCAAGGUUUGAUGGCCAGACUGUUUCCAGGAGGGCGCAGGCCUGCUAUCAUAACCAGCCAGUUCCUCACACGUGUCCAUGAUACAAGAACGAGGGCGGUGAAUCACCCUGACUAUCCCUCAGUGCUUCAGGCUCUAGAAAUUGAUGACCCAGUUGUGGCCAACUGCCUGAUUGAUCAAAGGGGUAUAGAGAGCAUCCUUAUCAUUAAGAAUCGAACAGAGGCUCGUAGGGUGAUGCAGCAUGGACGACCUCCUCACAACUGCACCCAGGCGUUCUCCAAGGAGGGAGACCAGAUCUUCAGUAACCGCAAUUACACAGCAGACCAAAACAGGGCCAACUUCCUAUCUGGUGAUGUAGAGGAGGAGAUCAGGCACUUGCAGAGGGAGAUUGAGAACCAGAGUGCUCAUUUAAAUCGCUUCAAGCAGCAGAUGAAGAAGUUAGAUGAUGACAUUAAACAGAACGAAGGGCUACUGAGAAGAACCCACUUAGAACAGAGAAAUGCUCAGGAUAAAGCCACAAGACUACAGCUGGAGCUCACAGAUCUAAAGAAUGUAGACGAGCCUCAGUCAGAGGACCUCACGCCACUGGAGGAGGACCUUCAAGAGAUUAUUAUUAAGAUUUCGUCCAAGCGCGUUGAGCAUGACGAGGCGCGUAAUAAGAUGGCUGAGCUCAAGGCCUCCUAUGACAAGGCCGAGCAGGAGUACAAGCAGCACAAAGAGCAGAUCAACACUAUCGCUGAAGAAGCUGAUGCUGUCAAGGAGGACCUCAGCAAAGCGGAUCAGGAGGUGAUGAAGUGCAAGCAUCACAAGAAACACUAUGAUGAUAAGCGCAAUGCCAAUCUCCAAAAUAUCAAGGCGCUGGAAGCCAAACUGAAAAGCAAGGAGGACGAGGUUGAGGCUCGUGUGACCAAGGCUAAAAUAAUCAGUCCAGAGCGGCUAGAAGUCCUUCGGACAGCCAAGAGUUUGGACAAUGAGAUGAUUCGCCUCAAGGUUAAGAUCUCUACCCAGAAUGAACACCUGGGGGACCGCGAGGUGAUUGUGAGGGAGUUCCAGGAAGCAGGAGAGAAUUACAAGAACAUGGCCCAGCAAAUUAAGAACCUCAGCAGCUUCAUCAAAUGUCUAGACAGCGUCAUGGACCAAAGACUCCAGGCUUAUGCUGACCUCAGGAGGUUCCUCUCUGCGCGCUGUAAAUACUACUUUGACAACAUGCUUUCACAGAGAGGCUACAGUGGCAGCAUGGUGUUUGACCACAAGAAUGAAACUCUGUCCAUCACCGUGCAGCCUGGCCAAGGAAACAAGGCAGACUUGAGUGACAUGCGCUCGCUAUCUGGAGGAGAGCGCUCCUUCUCCACUGUUUGCUUUGUUCUGUCUCUGUGGGCCAUCACAGAGGCGCCUUUCCGCUGCCUUGAUGAGUUCGAUGUUUAUAUGGACAUGGUGAACAGGAGGAUAUCAUUGGACAUGAUGCUGAAGGUGGCUGCUGGUCAGCGCUACAGGCAGUUUGUUUUCCUCACACCUCAGAGCAUGAGUUCUCUACCAGAGAGUGAUAUCAUCCACAUCCUCCAGCUAAAAGACCCUGAUCGCAGCCAGAACAGCACACAAAGAAGUCUGAACAACGACCAAUAAUGUUUUGUUAAUUGUUUUGUGUGUGCGUGUGUGUGUGUGCUGUUUUUUACACAUCUUUCAAAAACUGCCACAUGUAAAGAUUUAAUAAGAUUUUGGGCAACUGUUUAAUAAAAAUGUUUAGUUAGGUAAAACACAAA
Molecule: messenger RNA, 3561 nt
Organism: Betta splendens (Siamese fighting fish)
Lineage: Eukaryota; Metazoa; Chordata; Actinopteri; Anabantiformes; Osphronemidae
Gene: smc6
Product: Structural maintenance of chromosomes protein 6-like
Exons: 27
Coding region: 143-3424 (1093 amino acids)
Biological process (GO): double-strand break repair via homologous recombination; chromosome organization
Cellular component (GO): site of double-strand break; chromosome; nucleus
Molecular function (GO): single-stranded DNA binding; ATP binding; protein binding
Source: RefSeq, a predicted model, not a curated record